AUGUCCAACCCGUUGGUGGACCGCAUCCUCAGUAACCCCUUGACAUUUGUCGCGGCGAAACAGCCCGAAAAGGAAACGCACGAGCAGCCACCCAGUUAUAUUGUGCUCGGCAAAAAAAGCAAGCCGCUCCCCAAUAUGCUCAAACCAAAAACGGCAAAACCCGAAGUAAAACGGCCAAAGUCCAUGGCAGAGGCUAUCGCGGCGUACACCGGAAAGAAGUAUGCGAGUAAAGAGAAAAAGCCCAAGCCGCGGCCUGAGUCGUCGGACGACGAGAAGUAUGAGUCUGCUUCGGAGUUUCAGACAGACCUGUCUUUCCAAGGGUUUAAAAGCUCAGAAGGCAGCGACACCAAGAGCGACAAAAGUGACAAAAGUGACGAAAGCGAUAGUGAAGACGGCGAGUAUGAACUGGCAGGUGUUUCUAUAGAUAGUGAGACUGAUGGAGAGGAAUCAGGAUCUGAUUCUGAGCCUGAAUCAGACUCGCAGUUAGAGGGGUCGGCAUUAGAAGAGGAAUCAGGUGAACAAUCUGACGAAGAGAAGUCAGAAGUAGAAACAGAAACGAAAUCUGAGCCUAUGACACCAUCCACAGAAACACAAUCCAAAGAGAGUCUGUUCGAUGAGCCAUCACAAGAAUCAGAUAGAGAAACAGAAACACCAAAUGAGACCCUACGCACACUCAAGCGCGAGCUCAAAGAGGAGCUUCAGGAAGACCCCAAGGGCAAGUUACCAGAGAACGAAAACGGAAGCUUACAUCAGAAUGAGAAAGAACUCAUCGACAAGGAACAGGACGAUGAUCCUCACCAUUCUGGGAAACUUACUCAAACCAAACAGGAAGAUUCUCAAGAACUAUACGAGUUUCUCCGCCCGAAUGAGCCACGCCCGCAAAGUGGACGCAUUGCUACUCACUGGUCACCUUCGUGUGUUUCUUCACGUCCGCUGGGUCUAGUGAACUUUGGCGUCACGUGCUACAUGAACCUGGCUAUCCAAGCCAUGAUGCACAUUCCAGCCGUGCAGCAAUAUUUGGCUGAAGUACAACAGGGCAAGCAUAAGCUCCCACCUCGACUGGUUACGCACACAUUCGCUGAGCUUGCGAACAAGAUGUGGCGGUCUGGCCUGCGCAAGUACGUCAACCCAAAACGCUUGGUCCAGCGGUUAGGUGACAUCAACUGCAUGAUGAGCGAGUGGCAGCAGGAAGAUCUGCACGAGUACUUGAUGAGCUUGAUGGCUCGCCUUCAAGAGGAUCUGACUCCCAAGGGCCGCAAAUUGGCCGAGUCGGUCGUGUACGACAUUUUCGGAGGUGUGCUUGACCAAGAGGUGGUGUGCCAGCAGUGUGGUGGGGUAAGUACUACCAAGCAAGAAUUCUAUGAUCUUUCUCUUGGGCUUCGCAAACGCCGCGCAGAAGGUGGCCGGUACUCCAUCGAGAAAAGCAUUGCCGAUUUCUUCUCCCGCGAAACCAUUAAACGUGAUGCAGCCGAUGCCGCCAGUGGCUACCAUUGCGAACGGUGCCAACAACGAACCGUGGCGACAAAAAAGAGCACCGUGGCUGAGGCACCGCAAACACUAGUGGUACACGUGAAACGGUUCAAGUUCAAUGGAAACUCGCUGGCCAAGGUCAAACAGCCUGUGGCAUACACAAAGUAUCUUGACUUGACGCCGUACAUGACUCUGGGAUCCGAAUGUCGUUAUCAACUUUUGGCUGUUAUUGUGCACGAGGGCCGGUCCAUGCUGUCUGGCCACUACGUGGCGCAUUGUCUUCAACCAGAUGGCACGUGGGCAACAUAUGACGACGAGUACAUUAAUCAGAUUGCUGAGCGCGACGCUUUGAACGACCCUGCCGCAUACUGCCUUGUGUAUACGCGGUUGGAGAGACGCAAAGAGGGAGAGGGAUCGGAACGUGUGAAGAGAACCCAGAAACAGGGUGGUAAUCAAGAGGCCAAGAGGGCCCGUGUAGCAUAG
Clavispora lusitaniae ATCC 42720 is the source of this 1953-nucleotide messenger RNA. It is a transcript of the gene DOT4, whose product is annotated as ubiquitin-specific protease. Gene Ontology annotation, molecular function: cysteine-type deubiquitinase activity. The record is from RefSeq and is a predicted model, not a curated record. Lineage: Eukaryota; Fungi; Ascomycota; Pichiomycetes; Serinales; Metschnikowiaceae. Gene Ontology annotation, biological process: protein deubiquitination.